AUGGGGUUGCGUGGUUUUAUCAAGCUCUUUGCUGUUUUUGGAACUCUUCUAGCUUUGUUUUCGAACUUAUUCAUAUACACAUACCCUUCAAUUCAUCCUGGUAGAUGCUCCUGGGCACGUACCAAGAAUGAUAAGUUUGUGGAUGUAUCUCUACCAAAAGGUCUAUCCACCACAAAUAAAGUUAAAAUAACUGUUCAGAACUACUUUAAUGAUCUAUUUGGGUACACUGAGAAUACCGAGGAUUCUGCUGUUGAAGAUAUUCAUUUCAUGGCAUUUGGUGAUCCUCAAAUUAAAGGUAUCUUUAAGAACACACCAUAUAAUACCAGGUUAGAUAUUUUUGGAAAUGAUUACUACUUGGGUCACAUAUACUCAAUGAUGAAGAAAAGGUUAAAGCCUUUACAUGUGGCGGUUCUGGGAGAUUUAUUCUCAUCUCAAUGGAUCGGUGAUUCCGAAUUCUAUAAUAGGACCUAUAGGUAUAUGGAUCGCAUCUUUCAAAGAGACACCACUGAGAUUGUAAAUAUUAAGGAGAAUCAUCAUGACGAAGAAGGCCAGUAUAAAACAGACUGGAAAGCUUGGGGUGAUCAGUUUAAGGAAUACUACGAGAAUAACAUGACGUUCCCAUUUGGUUAUUCUGAUGUUUAUUCGUGGAAUCCUAACCAGGAAAACUUCUUAUUUAUUAAUAUUUCUGGUAACCAUGACUGUGGUUAUUCUGGAGAUGCCACUUACCAACAUAUGUCUAGAUACUACGACAUGUUUGGUAAAGAUAAUUAUUGGAUUGAAUAUGAUACAAAUACUGACCACCCAUGGCGUAUUGUUGUCCUGAAUAGCUUAUUGUUAGAUGGCCCACCUUUGCAACAAGAGUUUGUUGAUGCAACAUGGGAAUUCCUAUACCAAUUGUUUGAGCGCCGUUUUGAAGGAAACACAAUUUUACUAUCUCACGUACCAUUCUAUAAAGAGGAAGGUCUAUGUGUUGAUGGUCCAGAAUUUAGAUACUAUCCGGAAGUUUUCGAAAGAGAACCAUAUAAAGCUAAUCUAUUAAGAUCACAAAACCAUCUAAGUAAGGAAACUUCAGAAAAAGUUUUAAACUUGGUGUUCGAUAAUGAUAAACCAGGUAUAGUAUUGACUGGUCAUGACCACGAAGGCUGUGAGACUAUUUAUAAUAAGUUCAAGAAUGGUACAUGGGAAGCUACAAGAAAACCAGUUUAUGAGGAUACACUUGCUCAUAUACAGGAGGUUACGGUUAGAGCUAUGAUGGGUGAGUUCUAUGGUAAUACUGGCUUAAUUACUGGUCAUUUUAAUAAGUCACUGAAAACCUGGGAAUGGAAAUUUUCCUUGUGUCCUUUUGCUAUACAGCAUGUCUGGUGGAUUGCCAAAGUCUCAGCAUUAAUUUCAGGUUUUCUAUGGUCUUUUAUUGUUCUUCUGAACUAG
Molecule: messenger RNA, 1428 nt
Organism: Nakaseomyces glabratus
Lineage: Eukaryota; Fungi; Ascomycota; Saccharomycetes; Saccharomycetales; Saccharomycetaceae
Gene: TED1
Product: Ted1p
Biological process (GO): GPI anchor biosynthetic process
Cellular component (GO): endoplasmic reticulum
Source: RefSeq, a predicted model, not a curated record